AUGGAAUUUUGCAAUAUGAUAGGGUGGAAUGUGAGGGGUAUGAAUAAAAAGGAUAAGCAAAAUGCUAUUCUUAGUAUUUGUAGGGAGAAUAAGGUUGGUUUUGGAGCUUUCUUUGAGACUACGUUGAAACAUGAGAAAAUUAAAGAAGUUUUUGAGAAUAAUUUUCACAAUUGGGAUUAUUUUUCUAGUCCUAUUGUUUCUGGUAGGAUCUUAGUUGUUUGGCAAACUAAAUUUGUGAAGGUUGAUAUAUUGCUUGAAGAUCCCCAACUUGUCCAUUGUAGGAUCAAAGUGAGUGGCCAGCAGGAAUUUUUCUUUGCUACAGUGGUUUAUGGUAGCAAUUCCAUGGGGGAGAGGAAGCUUCUUUGGGAUAAAUUAGCUAGUAUUGGUCAAUUAAAGUCUCCUUGGAUAAUUUUUGGAUAUUUCAAUGCCAUGUUUAGCUACCAAGAUAGGAUUGGUAGGAGACGAGUCCUUGCUAAGGACAUAGCUGUUGCUCAAGAUUGGUUGGCUUUAGGCCAAGUUGAGGAACUUAAGUGUGAGGGUGCUCCCUAUUCUUGGACGAACAAACAGGAGGCAGGAGAUCGUAUUUUUUCUAAGUUAGAUAGAGUGUUUAUCAAUGAUCUGUGGCUGGAUGUUUUUCCGAAAUCUGAAGCUCGCUUCAAAUGGGACUGCAUUUCUGAUCACAGUUUCUGUGUGAUUCGUAAUCAAGAAGUUAAUGGUGUGGGAUUUAUCCCUUUUCGUUUUGGUAACCACUGGAUGCAGUAUAGAGGCUAUAGAGAAGCUGUUAUUCACUAUUGGAAUGCACCAGUUGUUUCUGGUGGAGGUCUCAGCAAGAUAAUUCAGAAAUUAUUUCGGGUGAAGCAUACUUUGAAAAGGUUUAACAGAGAGGAGGUUGGUGAUAUUGUUUUGAGUUAUAAGAAGGCCAAGGAGGAGUAUAGUAGAGUUCAGGAGGCUCUGGCUUCUAAUCCUUCAGACAUGUCUCUGCUUCAUUCGGGAAACAGAUUGUCUCUGGAUCUCCAAGUCAGACUUCUGAGACCAUUUACCAAGAAUGAUGUGAAGAAGGCUCUAUUUAGCAUUCACUCCUAUAAAAGUCCUGGUUUGGAUGGUUUUGGCUCGGGAUUUUUUAAGGGGUUAUGGUCAGAUAUUGGUGCUGAGAUUACUUCUGCAGUGUUGGAUUUCUUUCAUGAUGGUUGCUUUCCGAAGGAUUUGAAUGAAACUGUAAUUUCCCUUAUCCCUAAGCUUGCUAAUCCAUGUUCAGCUAGUGACUAUCGUCCUAUUGCGUGUUGUAACACUCUCUAUAAGUGUAUAUCGAAGAUGAUUUGCUCUAGACUUUCGGAAGUGCUUCCCUUUCUUGUUCAUAGUAAUCAAGGGGCAUUUAUUAAAAAUAGAGUUCUAGCUCAUAAUAUUAUGAUAUUCCAAGAUCUCCUCAAAGGUUAUACUAGAAAGAAUAUUUCAGCUAGAUGUUUAAUGAAGAUUGAUUUGAGUAAGGCUUACGACACAGUUGAUUGGCAUUUUGUGGAGGAGUUGCUUAAACAUCUGUGUUUUCCCUCUAGAUUUAUUGGCUGGAUUCUAGUUUGCUUAAAAGGUACCAAGUACAAUCUGUUAAUGAAUGGGAGAAUUCAGGGCUCCUUCAAAGGGGAAAAAGGCCUAAGGCAAGGGGAGCCCAUGUCUCCUCUCUUGUUUGUUCUCAUUAUGGAGUACCUCACUCGUUUAUUAGCUCAUUACUCUGACAAGAAAGGCUUUGGUUAUCAUCCUUUGUGUAAACAUCUUAGGUUGAUUAACCUCUGUUUUGCAGAUGAUUUGAUUAUCUUUUGUAAAGGUAAUGUCAGUUCAGUGAGUAAGAUUCAUGAAGCCUUCUCUGCGUUUUGUGAUGCUUCUGGGCUUUCUGCGAAUAAAUCUAAGUCCCAUAUCUAUUUUGGAGGGGUGAAGGAGUCUACCAAAGCUCAGAUUCUUGAGAUGUUGCAAAUGGAAGAAGGCUCCUUUCCUUUGAAGUACUUGGGAGUUCCUCUUCGGCCCACCAAGUGGAAGGCUUCAGACUGUGGGGUUAUUCUGGAUAAGUUGAACAAGAAGCUUAACUGUUGGGCGAGUAGGAACUUGUCUUUUGCUGGUCGUGCCCAACUCAUACACUCAGUAUUGCUUGGUAUUAGGAAUUUUUGGAUGAGUAUAUUCAUUCUUCCGUCCAAGAUUACUGCUGCCAUCGAUAAGAGCUGUCGAGAGUUUCUUUGGGGAACUAAUGGGAAUAGAAGUAAGUUGCAUCUCCCAUCAUGGGAAAAAGUUUGUCUCCCUAAAAAGCUGGGUGGUAUUGGCUUUCGUGAGGGUAAGAAAUGGAACUUGGCGUUGAUGGCUAAUUUUAUUUGGGCGAUUUCUUCCAAGCAUGACUGCCUGUGGGUCAAAUGGAUUAGUUCCAUCUAUUUGAAGGAGUUUAGCGUCUGGAAUGUGCCUAUUAGUCAGGAUAUGAGCUGGUAUAUCAAGAAAUUACUGAGGCUGAGACAUUUCAUGGAUGAGGAUAGCUUGAUGCUAGCUGUUAAGGGAGGUAAAUUUCAUAGUAAACAUUUCUAUUUCUCUCUUGUUUCUGCGCAAUCUGUGGGUUUUGCUGAGACAGUUUGGAACAAGAUUAUUAUGCCUAAGCACAGGUUCAUUUACUGGAAAUUUUUUAAUAAUCAGCUACUUACUAGAGACCACUUGAGCCGGUUUAUACAUAUUACCUCUGUUCUCUGCCCUGUGUGUGAUACUGGCGUAGAAACACAUAGUCAUUUGUUUAUGGAGUGUAUAUAUUCCAGGAGAGUGUAUGAGGAAAUUGGUAGAUGGCUAGGUGUUUUCCAUUGGCCUGAAUCUUAUGAGGAGCUCACUCAUUGGUGUUUAUUGGCCAAACAUAGCUUGAAGAAUCAGAUAAUUAAUGUUGUUAUAGCAGCUUCCUGGUACUUCAUUUGGUGCAACAGAAACUGUUGCAUUUUCGAUUCAAUUUGUAAAAUGGCCAGUAGCCUUAGUUUGGAAGUCAAAGAAGUAGUUAAGUAUAGAGUAUUGAGUUGGGGUUCUUUCUCUCAUCACAAAAAGGAUGUAUUUUUACGCCAAAUUGUAGAAAGUUGGUAG
Humulus lupulus (European hop) is the source of this 3087-nucleotide messenger RNA. RefSeq lists its product as uncharacterized. The record is from RefSeq and is a predicted model, not a curated record. The transcript is spliced from 2 exons. NCBI's taxonomy places the organism in Eukaryota, Viridiplantae, Streptophyta, Magnoliopsida, Rosales, Cannabaceae. Bases 1 to 3087 code for a protein of 1028 amino acids.